GUUUGGCUUGUUUUUGGAUUUUUGUUUAAAUGGCUUCGAGCGAGGGGUUUCUGACGGACGGGCAGAGGGAAAUGCUAAAAAUUGCGAGCCAAAAUGCGGAGAAUCUGUCUUCGUCUCCAAAAUCCCCGUCGUCCUUGAUUUCCGACCAUCAUGUGAAAGCCCCAGCUGGUGGUAAGGCACAAACCUCUGGGAUAGCUGUGAGGCAUGUGCGUCGGUCACACUCAGGGAAGUAUGGGCGGGUGAAGAAAGAUGGUGCCGGUGGUAAGGGCACUUGGGGGAAAUUGCUUGAUACUGAUGUUGUUUCUCACAUAGAUCGGAAUGAUCCAAAUUAUGACAGCGGCGAGGAACCCUAUCAACUAGUUGGAUCUACUGUUACUGACCCCUUGGAUGAAUUCAAGAAAGCAGUGGUAUCCAUCAUAGAGGAAUAUUUCAGUAAUGGGGAUGUGGAAUUGGCAGCAUCCGACCUCAGAGAACUUGGCUCAAGUGAAUAUUAUCCAUACUUCAUUAAACGCCUUGUGUCCUUGGCAAUGGACAGACACGAUAAGGAGAAAGAAAUGGCUUCUGUUCUACUUUCUGCAUUGUAUGCUGACGUCAUCAGCCCUGCACAGAUCAGGGAUGGGUUUUUUAUUCUUCUUGAAUCUGCUGAUGAUCUUGCUGUGGAUAUACUGGAUGCAGUUGAUAUCCUUGCAUUAUUCUUGGCACGGGCUGUUGUUGAUGACAUUCUUCCUCCAGCCUUUCUUGCCAGGGCAAUGAAGGCUCUUCCAGAGUCUUCCAAGGGAGUUCAGGUAAUCCAGACAGCUGAAAAGAGUUAUCUCUCAGCUCCACACCAUGCAGAGCUUGUGGAAAGGCGAUGGGGUGGUAGCACUCAUAUAACUGUUGAAGAAGUGAAGAAGAAGAUAACUGAUUUACUUAGAGAAUAUGUGGAUAGUGGUGACACAUUGGAAGCCUGUAGGUGUAUACGUGAGUUGGGGGUUUCAUUCUUCCAUCAUGAGGUUGUUAAGAGGGCUUUGGUACUUGCCAUGGAGAUUCGUUCAGCAGAACCUCUAAUGUUAAAAUUAUUAAAAGAAGCAGCAGAAGAAGGACUUGUUAGUUCCAGCCAAAUGGUGAAGGGUUUUUCUCGUUUAGCAGAAUCCCUAGAUGAUCUUGCUCUUGAUAUUCCAUCAGCUAAGGCACUGUUUCAGUCAUUUGUCCCCAAGGCAAUAUCUGAAGGAUGGCUUGAUGCUUCACUUACCAAACCUGCAACUGAAGAUGGUGAAAUACAAGUUGAAGACGAGGAGGUGAGGAAGUACAAAAAGGAAUGUGUAACUAUGAUUCAUGAGUAUUUUCUUUCUGAUGACAUCCCUGAACUGAUUCGAAGUCUUGAAGAUCUUGGAGCCCCUGAAUAUAACCCAAUAUUUUUGAAGAAGUUAAUUACUCUGGCUAUGGACCGAAAGAACAGAGAAAAGGAAAUGGCAUCGGUACUUCUAUCCGCACUUCACAUAGAGAUAUUCUCAACUGAGGAUAUAGUUAAUGGUUUUGUCAUGCUUCUGGAAACUGCGGAAGAUACAGCACUGGAUAUACUGGACGCUUCAAAUGAGCUUGCUCUGUUUUUAGCUCGGGCUGUUAUUGACGAUGUAUUGGCCCCGCUGAAUUUGGAAGAAAUUGGCAGCAGGUUGCCACCAAAAUGCAGCGGUAGUGAAACUGUGCGUAUGGCUCGGUCACUCAUAGCUGCUCGUCAUGCUGGAGAGAGGCUGUUGAGAUGCUGGGGUGGAGGCACGGGAUGGGCUGUGGAGGAUGCGAAGGACAAGAUCAUGAAGCUCUUGGAAGAGUACGAAAGUGGAGGGGUUGUCAGUGAAGCUUGCCAAUGUAUCCGUGACCUGGGAAUGCCUUUCUUUAACCACGAGGUAGUGAAGAAAGCAUUGAUUAUGGCCAUGGAGAAAAAGAAUGAUCGAAUGCUAGAUCUGCUGCAGGAGUGCUAUAGUGAGGGCCUGAUCACCAUUAAUCAGAUGACUAAAGGUUUCACCCGAAUAAAGGAUGGUCUUGAUGAUCUGGCUCUGGACAUUCCAAACGCAAAGGAGAAAUUUGGCUUCUACGUGGAGCAUGCUCAGUCGAAGGGCUGGCUUCUACCAUCAUUUGACUCGCCUACUACAGAUGCCUAAAUUAAUCAUCCCGGGCACCAGCUUUUGAGACGUUUGUGUCUUGUUGUUUCUCUCAUGUAUGUUGUCCUUUAGCUCCCCACUGAGUAGUGAGUUUGGGUGAUGGAUAAAUUUGGGACACUUGGACUUCUUCUGGUAAUCCUUUUUUAAUGUUCUUUUCACUUACUCUUUUUACCCCCCGAAUCAUCUCACCGACAGAGUUACUUAUUAUCUCAGCCAUUGUAUAAAGUUGGUCUUAUUCCAUUAACAGCUCCUUAGGAUGAUGAUGAUGAUGAUGAUGAUGCAUCAAGAGGUAAUUUAGAAGGGCAUAUAUUGUAUUUUUCA
This is a messenger RNA of Vigna angularis (adzuki bean), 2459 nucleotides long. Its product is annotated as MA3 DOMAIN-CONTAINING TRANSLATION REGULATORY FACTOR 1. Gene Ontology annotation, biological process: negative regulation of DNA-templated transcription. The record is from RefSeq and is a predicted model, not a curated record. The transcript is spliced from 3 exons. Bases 30 to 2138 code for a protein of 702 amino acids. Lineage: Eukaryota; Viridiplantae; Streptophyta; Magnoliopsida; Fabales; Fabaceae.